UAGAAGUCACAAAACUGCUAUAUACUGCUGAUGUUCUGUGUUCUGCAGGAGACCUGAUAUAGUGAAUGCAGGGUCCGGGGAGCACGGAUAUAGUGAAUGCAGGGUCCAGGGAGACCUGAUAUAGUGAAUGCAGGGUCCAGGGAGACCGGAUAUAGUGAAUGCAGGGGUCCGUGGAGAUGGGAUAUAGUGAAUGCAGGGUCUGGGGAGACCGGAUAUAGUGAAUGCAGGGUCUUGGGAGAACAAAUAUAGUGAAUGCGGGGUCCAGGGAGAUCGGAUAUAGUGAAUGCAGGGUCCGGGGAGAGCGAAUAUAGUGAAUGCAGGGUCCGG
Molecule: messenger RNA, 327 nt
Organism: Staurois parvus
Lineage: Eukaryota; Metazoa; Chordata; Amphibia; Anura; Ranidae
Source: the annotation of a GenBank genome assembly